AUGCCUUACAAACACCUAGAAGAAAAAGACCUCCAGAAACUGAAAUGCCAGGUGCAACAUUCCUGGGAUAAAAGGGCCCUGGAGAAACUGCUUAACCUAUCACACUCAAAUACUCUUUCAGAGUUACAGGAGUCUUGGGUGGAAUCAUUAAAGGCAGAAGGAGGCAGAACAGGCUCUGCAGGAACAAAGAGAAAUACUGUCAGAACGGAGGCAACAACAGGAAGAGGCAGUGAGGAAAAAGGAAGCAGAGCUGAGGCAAACAAUGGAGAUCCCCAAAGAGUUCAGCCAUCUCCCGAAAAGCCCCUAGGAGAAGUCAUGGAAGAUAUGCAGAGACAACUCAACCUCAUGCAAGGGGAAUUUUCUCACAGGAAAAAUCUUUCAGAUAGAGAAUUGGUGAGACAUGCAUCUGGAGGACUAGCCCUACAGGGAAUUUACAAAACCAGUGAUGAAAGGUGUCUUAUACAGAAGAAAGAAGAGCUACUCUGUGUCCCCAAGGAGUUUGUACUCCGUGGCCCUAAUCAGGGUACAUGGGUGGAAACAAAGGAAUUUACAUCUUCUCAAGAAGAAUCCAUGUUCACUCAGACUGUAGAGAAGCUGGGCUUCAGUGUAACUGCCUUAGCAAAGCGUGGAGGUUGGGGAAUGAGACUGGAAGCUGGUAUGGAUCAGAGCAUGCAUUCAGAAUCCAAGAAAAUACAACAGUCACAAUCUAAACACUCAUAUUUCUGCUCAACCAAGUUCAUCUGUAUCCAACUGGCCUCCUGCAUCUUUCCCAUUGACCAACUCCAACUAUCCAAUGCUGCUCUCCAGGGUUUAAAAUACAUUGAAGACCUUUUGAGUCAGUCAGAAGACCCAGACAAACUACUGUUGCUGAGGCAUAGGACUGAAGCCUUCUUCCAGAGGUUUGGCUCUCAUGCUAACCAGGGCCCUCUGCACCUGGGAGGAAUCUACUGGUGGAAAUCCAUUUCAGAGGGUUUCCAAAAAGAGCAGCUGGCAGAAGUGAAACAGCAAGCAGCAGAGGCCCUGGAUAUUUACAUAAGGGGCAGUUGCAGGGGUUUUGGAGUGAACACAGGUACAGAUUUGGAUGUGUCAGACUCUCAUUCGAAAAAAGCCUCUCAGAGAGCAACCUUCCAAAAUCUCCAAACCAAAGUCCAAUUUUCUGUGGCCCAAACAGGUGGCCCACCAGAAGCAAAUGACUUUUUGGACUGGAAAGCUGGUCUAGUUGCCAAUAAUCAAACCUGGUGUGUCAUUGACCGUGGACCUCAGCUGGUACCUGUUUGGGACAUUGUCCUCUCUAGCCACAGAAGUUAUUUUAGGGAUCCUCUUAAAGUAGCUAACUGCCUGAAAGACAACUAUACUAUUCUGACUGAACUCACCGCCCAGAUACAGGAGGGAGAAUUACUGAGUAUUGAGAGGGAGGCUAGGAUUUUCCUAGAGGAUGUGAAAUCCUGGAAAGUUUUUGAUCCUGAAGAACAACUUAGAAGGCUGAUAAAUUUCAUGCAAAGAUUGAGUCAAAAAACUGAAAGUUAUACCAUUUGGACUAAUAUAUGCCUCAAAGACUGGGGUCUGAAGAAUUUUCUGGUAAACAUUGUUAACUUUUGCAAAAAAUCUUCCAGUGAUGGAACUAAAUUUAUUAAAUCUCAGUUGAGCAGUCUUUUGGAUCCUCACAUCUAUACAGUAACAACCUUUCCUCAGGCUCAUUCCAUUAUGCAGUGGAUAUUUCAGUCAGAACCAAGGGAAGACAAUGUCCAUAUCACCCAAUUUUCUGAGUUAAUUGAAAUAUUUAAAAAAACACAGAAUGACCUUAGGGAAGUAAAGGCCAACUCCGAAUCCACAGAGUUGGUGGAGGAAGCUCAAAGAAAGCUGACUUAUGAGGUCAGCUUGUCUCUUCGCUCCUUCUUGAAAUACCUCCGAGAAACGGGGAAGCCAGACACCCACAUCUUGCUACUUUUGAUAGCAUCUGGUGCAGGAUAUCAUGUAGUUCACAAUAUAUUUCAGUAUCUCCUGGGGCAUGAUGAGUUAGACUUCCUAUUGGAUAAAAUGCAAAUUGCACAAAAUAAACACCAAGAGCUCAAAAAUAUUUGCAACUACAGGGCUCAGGCAUUCCUGGUGCUCACAGGUCUGACAACAGUGGGCAUCAAAGCUGUUUCUCCAGAGGAGAAAACACAAUGGUUGGCAUUGAUAAAACAUCACAUGGGACAAUCUUUGACUAAAGAAGUUGUAUAUGUCCUCACCAAACCUGAAGAUCAUGAUUGGGAAAACCUAGAAAAAGGCUUGAGACUGCUCAUUGAUGGGAAUUAUGAGGCUAUUGUCUCUUCAUUGCCAGUGGAGGAGGUGAGAAAACAACUGCAAAGUGUCUUCCAUGAAAAGAAAGAGCACAAUGAACCACAAGAUAAUGAAAAUAAAAAGGAGGAAGUCACAGAAAAUGGAGCCUUGCAAGACUUGCUUGAGCGUCUAGGCCUAGAACAUUACUACCCAAGAGAAAUGAGCAGAGCUAACAUCCAACUGAUCCAUAAGACUUCUGUGUACAACACCCAGCCCUGCUCUGAAAGAGAACUUCCCUUCUAUUUCGUACAGAAGUUAUUGAUGCUGGAUUAUGGGCUGAGAUACCUGAUCAUCAAACAUGAAGAAUACACAGAAAACCAAGUCUAUUCAGCACCUCAAAUCAAGAAAAGGAGGCUUUUGAUCCAUAUGAAGAUCUACUUGAAGAAAGUGUUAGUCCUACUAAGCCUUCAGCAGCCACUAAUGUCAGACCCUAUGUUCACCCUAUGGAUAUUCAGAUGGCAAUUCUUCACUGUGCAGAUGAUUUUGCCAGACAAUAUAUUUUGGACAAACUUUCCAUUUGUCAGUUUGCACUCCCCCUUCUCAUACCUAAUCCUUGCAAUGCUCAAAUUGAAUUCUCUCUCUGGUCUCUCAGUCAAAUUCGAAGGAGCUGGCAGCAAGCAGGGAAAUCAAUAA
Rangifer tarandus platyrhynchus (Svalbard reindeer) is the source of this 2955-nucleotide messenger RNA. The record is from the annotation of a GenBank genome assembly. NCBI's taxonomy places the organism in Eukaryota, Metazoa, Chordata, Mammalia, Artiodactyla, Cervidae.